This is a messenger RNA of Branchiostoma belcheri (Belcher's lancelet), 1212 nucleotides long. Its product is annotated as alpha-1A adrenergic receptor-like. The transcript is spliced from 5 exons. Gene Ontology annotation, cellular component: membrane. Bases 1 to 1212 code for a protein of 403 amino acids. NCBI's taxonomy places the organism in Eukaryota, Metazoa, Chordata, Leptocardii, Amphioxiformes, Branchiostomatidae. Gene Ontology annotation, molecular function: G protein-coupled receptor activity. The record is from RefSeq and is a predicted model, not a curated record. Gene Ontology annotation, biological process: G protein-coupled receptor signaling pathway.
AUGAUUAGAUUUUUGGUCUGCCUGUUUCCGGCGCUACUGUUCUGGUGGACUCCAAUAGUGACGGUUCUACCUGUGUUGGAAGCCCGGCCAGUGACGGUCGUCCCUACAAGUCCAACUCACGGAGAUGAGCACACUUCUGUGUCGCCUGAUGGUUCGUACUGGACAGAAUCUGUGGCUUCGACGACAGUCUUUCCGGAGAAUUUCACAGAUCACGACCUGGACUGGUUUAUGAACAACUCCACAACGGGCAACUCGUCCGAUGCAUCUGUUGUUCCCGCCCACCCCAGUAAUGUUGUACCGCUGUACGUGAGGAUCAUCAUCCCCCUUGUGUCGGGCCUCUUCGUCAUCGUGGGCACCAUCGGCAACGGUCUAGUCAUCCUGGCCUUCUGCAGUUACAGACAGGUCCGGACCUCCGCCCACACCUUCAUCCUGAGCAUCAGCAUCAGUGACAUCAUGAUGACCGGUUUUCACUACCCGACAGGAAUUGUCUCCAUGAUCAUCGGUGCUCCUGCUUUUGGAGAAACCCUGUGCCCCAUACAGGGCGCCUUGUUCUUUAUAAGUAUCUACGUAUCGUUCUUAUCUAUGGUCCUGAUUGCCUUCAACAGAUGCAUGCACAUCACAAAGUCACCAAGCACAUACAGGAAGCUGUUCACCCCGGUCAAGUCGUUCUUGUGGGUUUUGUUGUCGUGGGUUGUGGCUGGGUUGUUGCUAGCUCCGGGGUUUCUCGGCUAUGGGGAAUUCGGUUGGAGUAAAUACCAAGUCUGUAGCAUAACGCACGAAAACCCGUACAGCGCGUACUACAUGGCCAGCGUCUUCGGGAUAUCCUAUUGGGUUGUGUUCUUUGUAGUUGCCGGCAUUUAUGCCAGGAUCUACUUCUUCGUGAAAGAUUCUGUGGUGACGAUGGCCGCAGCAAACCAAAACCUUGCCAACCCCAAACAGUACGUUUCCAAAAGAGUGAUCAAACAGACCAAACACAUGUUCAUCAUCUUCAGCGCAUUCACGGCCUGCACGGCUCCGGUUUUCGUGAUAUACGGUAUCAGAAACUUCUUGUCUAGGGAAGUGAUUAUGAUGUUACUUGUGCUGUACAGCCUGAACCAUGUGAUGAAUCCGUUUCUGUACGCCUGGAAGCUGCGCGUGUUCCGGCGCGCUUUUAAGGCACUCGUUAGCUGCAAGCGGCAGCUGCCGUUCCAAGCUGGAAACGGUUGGAACUAA